Messenger RNA from Nerophis ophidion (straightnose pipefish), 1530 nucleotides. Its product is annotated as gastrula zinc finger protein XlCGF8.2DB-like. The record is from RefSeq and is a predicted model, not a curated record. The transcript has 2 exons. Lineage: Eukaryota; Metazoa; Chordata; Actinopteri; Syngnathiformes; Syngnathidae. Gene Ontology annotation, cellular component: nucleus. Gene Ontology annotation, biological process: regulation of transcription by RNA polymerase II. Gene Ontology annotation, molecular function: DNA-binding transcription activator activity, RNA polymerase II-specific; RNA polymerase II cis-regulatory region sequence-specific DNA binding. The coding region runs from base 305 to 1420 and encodes 371 amino acids.
CUUGCCGUAGCUAUGACGUAAUCGCAGCACCUGACCACGAAGAUGAACUUUAGCCAUACGGCGUCGUUAUUGUGUUUGUAGUUGCGCCUACGUCACGUCGAUAGUCUGUCAUUCUAGAUGUGUGUUUCUUUGCAUAACACAAAGCAAUAGUCGUCGAUAUUUCAUCUUUUUUGUCAGGAUAAGUCGUCUCUCUUUCACGCUAGCUUAGCUCGCUAGCUAGCUUAGCUUAGCUCGCCAGCUGCUAACAAAAGAGACAAAGCGGAAGUGAUCGACAGGUCGCUAAGUGUGAGUUGAAAGUGUGAAAAUGUGCAAAGUAGAAAUGCUGAGAGUGUUGGUGAAGCAGCGACUAACUGCUGCUGUGGAAGAAAUAUUUGUAGUGUUAGAAAGAACCAUAGCAGAAUACGAGGAGGAACUUUCUAGAAGAAAAGAGGAGAACGAGCGACAACGUCAACUACUGGACGCUCUUUUCAGCAAACAUCAAGUUGUGGCUCACAGAAAAGGCAAUUCCAGGGCAAAGCGGAAGAAACCUCUGCAGCCCCUCAUUAAAGAAGAAAUGCUGGGGGAGCAUCUUGAAGGACUGGAGACGUUCCCGGCCAUCGGUGUCAUUGUGAAGAGUGAAUAUGAUGAGGUCAGAGGUGAAAGUGAAGAGGAGCCUCCGAGCAGCAGCUUGACUCGACACGUGGCGACAGAAGCUGAUGAAGACCACCUCAUUGCUCCACUAUCAGAUAGUGAGGACAUACAGUCAGCAGACACUGAUGACGAGGACUCUAAAGCUGAUCAAACACAUCACGCUAAGAACACACGCUUCCAAUGCUCUCGCUGUGACAAAACCUUUGCUAACAAGGGGAACCUGAAAAGACACAUGAGAAAUCACACGGAUGAGAAACCUUUCACGUGCUCAGUUUGCAAGAAACGAUUUUCUUGCCGCGAUCAAAUGAUGUCGCACGUGAGGAAACACUUCUCCUGCUCAAUCUGCAAGAAAAGCUUUGGUCAUCGUUCAACACUGUACAAACACAGGCGAACGCAUGCCAAGGAGAAACCUUUCCCUUGCUCGUUCUGCGGCCAUAGAUUUUCUCACAGUGCACAUUUGAUAAGGCACACACGAAUACACACAGGGGAGAAACCUUUCACCUGCUCUGUGUGCGGUCAAAAAUUCACUCAAAAUGCAAAUUUAAUCCGACACUCAAGAAGACACACAGGAGAGAAACCCUUUUCUUGCUCAUUGUGCGGUCGGAGAUUUUCUCAAAACGCGAAUUUGGUCAAUCACUCCAGAAUUCAUACUGGAGAGAAGCCUUUUACCUGCUCAGUCUGUUCCAUGAGUUUUCGAUAUCGGACCGUAUUGGUUCGUCACAUGAGGAUGCACACCGAGUUAAAGAGGAGGCUGAAAGGUGACUCCGACGAGGACGACCAGGUGAAUUGAAAAGUAAAUACGAUAUGCUGUGAUGUGUUAGUCUGUUUGUAAAUAUACUUUGUUUUACUAAAAUCAUAAUUUCCUUCAGGAGAUUAAUAAAGUAUCGCUUCAAUUCGUGA